Molecule: messenger RNA, 600 nt
Organism: Puccinia triticina
Lineage: Eukaryota; Fungi; Basidiomycota; Pucciniomycetes; Pucciniales; Pucciniaceae
Exons: 2
Coding region: 1-600 (199 amino acids)
Source: RefSeq, a predicted model, not a curated record
AUGCUAGACAAUGAAAGACCCGCUUUAGAAGUUUUCAAGGCUCAGCUAAUCGCUGAUUUGCAUGAAGAUUACAACAGUCGAUUUGAAGCGGGAGGGCCUCUUUGUGAUGAAGAUAUCUUUGGUGAAGAAGAGGCCAAUGCCAUAGUUUCCUAUAUGCAUCAUAUCCACACACCAAAUGAUAUUCGAGGUAUAAUCGGAGGCCAAUGUUAUGAAGGCCAACUUACGUGGCUGUUCAAUCAAAUCACCAAGUUCAAGAUUUCUCUGGAGGGCGACACUGUCUGUGGAAGAGCGGCACCGAAGAGGUUGAAGUUAUCACUGCCAUUGGUUCAGACACCUUCCAAAAAGGGAGCACCAAAAGCCAAGUCCGUGGCAUCAAAGAGCGGACCAAGGCCACCAACAAAGAAAGAGCUGGCAGCUGAAGCAAGCCACCUACGAUCUGUUGAGAAGAAAGCUCAAAAAGAAAUGCAGUUGGUUUCAGAAAAAAAACGCAAGGACCAGAUCGCUCAGUUCAUGAGGGAAGCCUUUGAGAAGGCAAAAAGGGAUAAAGGAGAGAUAUCUGAACAGCACACAGGAAAUGCAAGACAACAAGAAGCCUUAUGA